Messenger RNA from Thunnus maccoyii (southern bluefin tuna), 3597 nucleotides. RefSeq lists its product as uncharacterized. The record is from RefSeq and is a predicted model, not a curated record. Gene Ontology annotation, cellular component: axon; cytoplasm; intermediate filament. The coding region runs from base 1230 to 2423 and encodes 397 amino acids. Gene Ontology annotation, molecular function: structural constituent of postsynaptic intermediate filament cytoskeleton. Gene Ontology annotation, biological process: neurofilament bundle assembly. NCBI's taxonomy places the organism in Eukaryota, Metazoa, Chordata, Actinopteri, Scombriformes, Scombridae. The transcript is spliced from 3 exons.
UACUUGUAGUGCAGCAGGAUAUGAGAUCCUGACGGCCUGCAGCAGAAUAAUGCUACUUUUAAAGAGACUCUCUCACAACUGUCACCACUCUGAAUGUGUCCGUCAUGAGUUUGUGUCCUUGAGCAGGAUUCUGAAUCGCUUCCUGUGUAAGAGCAUCAGCUUGAUGCCUCUAUUUCUUUUUAAACAAGUAGUAAGAAUGAAUGUAGCUGCCCUCUGACUCAUCCCUGGAUGCUAACAAGCAGGAGUGUUUCUCUGUGUCAGCAGAUACAGAUAGCGCUUCCCUCCUCAGCGGUGUCUCCCACACACAUUGUCAGGACGGCUCAAGAACGUCAGUGACUCAUCAGUUUGAAAGAGAUCAACAUGUAAAGAUGCUCUGGGGACAAGUGCACUAUGUAGGACUCUGUAAAGGGAUAUUUAUUGGCUAAAGGAUGAUCAAAAUGAAAAGUGCAUAAAAAUAUGUAUUUUUUUAAAAGUGAUUAAGUAAAUUGUGUUGAGUUUGCACAUAUCUGUGGUAUGUGGGUUAAUGCAGGAUGUUCAUUCUACUCUCAUAUUAUUCAGAUAGGGUAGCGGGCGUGUAUCAACCACAUCAGGGUAUUUCCAUGCAAUCUGUAUGGUAAUCAUAUCAUCGCUUUGUAGAGCAUUAAAACCUCUAAGUGCCUGGCUGUGUAGGUAUUUGCCCCCUCACUCUUUCUUUAUGCAGUAUGUAUUGAUUCUCUCUCACAGGAUAGUGGAAAAGACUUUAAUUCAAGUCAUUUUCACAAGGAUUUCCCAAGCUUUUUCUUAGUUUGUCAAUGUGGAUGUGUUCAUUACUUCAGAAAUGCAUCUAAUCCUGCAAUGGGAGUUUUAAGUGGAGUAAAAUACAAAUGCAUAGUGUAAUUUCUUGCAAUGGUGUUUCCAGGGCAGAGUAAGAAUAUCUGCUCUACCACAUCUACUUUGCAGGCCAAGGCUGAGAGAGAGUCAGAAAACCAACCUCCCCCCUCUUCACUGCAGCAGUCUGCUAUUGGCCUGGUCGAUGCUGACAACACUGAUGUUACUCUGUGGAGGGGGGGGGAGCGACACUCUAUAAAAGCCAGGGAUCUGCAGCAUCACCGAGCUGGUGCAGUGCAAAAACGCUCGCUCAUCCUCACCGAUGGUGUGCAGAACAAGGGGGACAUAAAAAAACCUUCUGAAACUAAAACAUCCAUAUCCUUUUCUUAAACAAACAAAAAAUCCACAACAAAAAAUUCAUCAUGAGCUCCGAAUCCUACCUCUCCUACCGCCGCCCUUGGGACAGCUACAGAGGCUCCCGAACCACCACUAAAUCAUCCAUGUCUUCCUCCCUCUUCGCUUCUCCUCGAGCUCCUCCGUCCGGGAAGAGGAUCCUGAGGCUGGCCUCCUCUUCCCUGCCAGACGCGUCUGAGAGGAUGGACCUGGCUCAGGCCAGCUCCAUCAACACAGAGUUGCUGGGCCUGCGCUCCCAAGAGAGGGAGCAGCUUGUGGACCUGAACGACCGCUUCGCCACUUACAUCGAGAAGGUGAGACACCUGGAGCUGCAGAACCGAGCCCUGCUGGCCGAGCUGGAGGCGCUGAGGAGGCGGCAAAACGAUCCAUCUCGUCUGCAGGGCGUCUAUGAGGGGGAGGCGCGGAGUCUGAGGGCGAUGAUUGACUCGGAGAACGGGGAGAAGAUGCGCAUGGAGGCAGAGAGGGACCACCUGCGUGACGUCUAUGAGCAGAUGAAGGAGCGAUAUGACGAGGAGACGAGGCGGCGUAUGGAUGCUGAGGAGGCCCUGCAGAGGGCCAAGGAGGAGGCCAGCAGGGCCGUGCUCUACAACUGUGAUGCUGAGGCCACUGUGGUCUCUUUGUGUGACGAGAUGGUGUUCCUAAAGAAAGUCUUUGCAGAGGAGCAAGCUGAGCUGCAGGCCCAGCUGCAGGUGGCUAACAUCAGCGUGGAUGUGGAGGUGUCUCGGCCUGACCUCUCUACCGCCCUGCGAGACAUCCGGGCGCAAUACGAACGGCUGGCAAACAAGAACAUGCAGGCCGCCGAGGACUGGUACAAGAGCAAGUUUGCGAGCGUGGCGGAGAUGGCCAGCAAAAACAACGAGGCCGUGCACGCCAUCCGAGAGGAGACCAUGGAGUACCGCAGACUGCUUCAGUCCCGCUCCUCGGAGAUUGAGGCUCUCAGAAACGUCAUCGACUCCCUAAAUAAGCAACUGGAAGAGUUGGAGGAGACGCAGGGGAAAGAGGUGGCAAAGUACCAGGUGAGGAUAAGUGAACUGGAGCAAGACAUCACUGAAGCUAAACAGGAGAUGGCGCGCUACCUGAGAGAGUACCAAGACCUUCUCAAUGUGAAGAUGGCUCUUGACAUUGAAAUAGCUGCGUACAGGAAACUUCUGGAAGGGGAGGAGAUUCGGCUGUCUUACCCUUCCCUUCCCGCUCUAAAUUAAAAUGCCACCAGCCUGGCAUCAACCUGAAUUCUUCAUGUCCCUUUUCUCCUGACCUGACCCUGAACAUCUAAACAUCUCCCCCUACCCCUCGAAUCCAUCAAUUUUUUUUACAUCCCUCCCUCUAUCAUCUUGCCCCCCCUCCCCUCCCCCUCCCCAAAAUACUCCUUUCUUUACUCCUCCCCAAACCAAACCGCGAACCAGAAGCUCAUCCUUCUCAAGACAGAUGCGCCCUUGUAUUAAACAAGAGGACCACCAGAAGUCCCCCUUCUUCUACACACGUUCUGACACCACACAUCAAGAAGAUGGCAAACUGUAAAAUGCAGAGUGGCUGUACUGCAGUAGUUACAUAGUUAUGUCGGACAGCAACAUCGUUUUGGCUGAGUUCCUCUCUGUCGUAUAUGCCAAAGUCCAAGCAGCAGAGUUACCAUUUGACUCUAGUGGCCCCUCGUUGUGCAAACAUUUGACCAAUUGUUUGUGAAGGAGGACAAAAAAUCCCUUUUACCUCUUGAUGCUUGGACUUUAUCUGUGUUUCAACUGCGGCAUUAUUGACUGGGAACUCUACCAAUCGAUUAUGCAAUGUCCUGCACCCCUGGUUCUAUAGUAGUAGUCAGUGAACCAGUAACCUUAAAAUUUAUUUUCAAUAUAUUAGAGACUCAUGUUUGUCAUUUUUAGUUAUUCAUCCUUUGCAUUUACAUCUGCACACAAAUACUGCAAGCUUUGGUUGGUUUAAAAUCAAGAGUGAGUUUGAGUCUUUCUAUUUGGCCGGUUAUUUAAACUCCUAAUUUCCAAUAAAACCGUAUCUUGUCUUGCAUAAACUUUUGGUCAUGUAAAUGCUGUGGAAGACUAAUUGUUACUGGUUUCUCCUUAGAAUCAUGCAGUGUGUCUCUCAGCCGUUCUGCAUUAGAUUUAUUUAUUUAUUUAUUUUUUGUUCUGUGAUUUCAUUCAGAGCUAAACAAUGAAACUGAAGAUAACUGCAGGAGCUCCUUGUUGUUCGUCUGCUGAUCUUAGAUCUAAAUGGUGCUUUACAUCUGUGAAACUAAUACCAAGUCCGCACCAUUACGCUUGGUGUACCUGUAACAGCCGGCAACAAGCUGAAUAAAUAUAUAACUGACCUGCAACCCGGUUCGUAUUUUGUGUUUUCAUUUGACGCUUUUCAGGGAUAUUUAGGACAAAU